Contarinia nasturtii (swede midge) is the source of this 3230-nucleotide messenger RNA. RefSeq lists its product as uncharacterized. The record is from RefSeq and is a predicted model, not a curated record. Bases 374 to 2107 code for a protein of 577 amino acids. The transcript is spliced from 12 exons. NCBI's taxonomy places the organism in Eukaryota, Metazoa, Arthropoda, Insecta, Diptera, Cecidomyiidae.
CUUCAAUUCUAUUUUCUUGUUUGUGACAUUUUCUUGCAUUGUAACAUUGGUGGGGUGGAAGUGCAAUUAUUUUGACUUUGAUCCAUUUUAAACUAUUUCCAUCUAAUGUUAUUAUUCAAAUAUAUGUGCCGUAUCAAAAUAUUCGAAGUCGAAAACAUGAAAAGCUCAAACAAGUUUACUUGUUGAGGUAGAUCGGCGAUAUAGAAAAACCUGUGUCCUGUCUGACAAAACUUGGGAGAAGUCUUAUAUUCAUUCUCGGACAAUCAGAUAUUUAUAUAUAUAUUUCUAAAUCAGUAAAACAUAAGAUGACAACAAGCUAAUCAAUUUGAUUAAAACGACGAUGAAUCCAUGUUGAGUGACAUGAUCAGUAAAAAUGGAUAAAAAACCGUAUGUUUUGCAAUCCCAGCCAAUCGGCGAGCUAUUUGGAGUCGCAUCUGGCAUUGAUUGUGAUGAUGAUGCUGCUGAACUGUCACAAAAUAUUAAUCAAAUAGAUUUUCAAACUAUGAAAGCAGUUAAUGACACAACAAAAAAAAAUUCCAAGAUGCAGCCAAGCCAAUCUGAACUAUUGAAAAUGCUAAGCUACAUGGAGGGAGAAUUGCAGGCUCGAGAUAUUGUAAUUGCCGCGCUCAAGUCGGAAAAAUUGAAAAACUUCAUUAACAUUACCCGGCAUAAGCAAGUGAACCUAAAUGAUCCAAAAGCGGCAUUAUUUCGAGAUGGAUUGGCGUUGAACGGAAACUAUGUGAGUCAACAAUCAUCAACAGCAGCUAUACAAUCGGAAAAUGAAAUUCGACAGUUUGCCAGCCAUCAGCUUGAAAUACUCGAAGAAGCGAUUCACCAACAGCGAAAUAUUCAUUGUAAACUAAUGUCGAUGAUGAGAGACACCGAACAGAGACAGUCAGGUCUAAUGCGUGAACUUGAAGAAGAGAAACGUAAACAUGAACACGAUACAGCACAAGGUGAUGAUAUAACAUAUGGCUUGGAAAUUGAACGCACAAGAUUGCGUCAAGAGCUCGACAGUGAAAAGACAGCUAGACGAAAGGCCGAAAAAGAUUUGAAAAAGCUACAAGAGACAUUAGAACAAGAGCGCAGUCGACAAAAGCAAAUUGUGCUAUUAUUGCUGGCCGAACGUAAAAAAAUCAUUACAAAAUAUAUUGAGGAGCGUAAACGAUCGGAAGAUUUAGCUCAAAUAUUAUCCGAAGAAAAGGCACGCGUUGACACAAUUGCAGAAGGAUUAGAAGAGGAGAGCAAAAAAUCAUUACGUAUGGAAGCCGAAUUGGAGAAACAAAUGCAAGCCUACAAUGCUGAAAAGAAAUUGCUUGAUUCAACGUUGGCAAAAGAGGAGAAGCGACGGAAAGAGCAGGAAUGUGAAAUAGCACAACUGAAAGCUGAAAAUGAUAUGAUCCGUAAGCAAGCAAUGCCACAUCGGUUGGGCCCAAAAAAUAUACCUUUGCCUCAAGUUCCAGCCAAAAUUGGUAGUCUUAGAAAUAGCAGUCUAUCAUCACAGGAAGGCUCAUUCGAUGAAAGCAUAGCUGCUGCAGCCAAUACAAGCACUUCAGCUAGUCCGAUGAUAAGCAGUGUAACCAAAGUAGUUCAACCAACAGCAACCGUAUCGAGUGUACCCGUAUCAGGUCCAACUACAGGUAUUGCCAGAUCAAUACCUGCAGGACAAAGUCUUCGACAACAGCCUCAAUACCCAACGACAAUAAACUCUUCUAAUACAUCCAACGAUGCUGGAUAUUCCCAUCUAUACAGCAACAAAACCGCGCAAGUAGUCGAACAUCAAACUCCUCCUGCUGCAAAUUUACCAAUGGCUACAGUGCAAAGCGGCAAUACCGUCGCAGCAAUUGCAGCAUCCAUAAAUACCCAAAUUUCCUCAACAUCAACGUCGUUUAACAAUAAUCUUCAAGCAAAUGUAAAUCCUGUAAAUAAUAAUAAUGCACGUGGAAUACCACCACCAAUACCAAAAAAUAAACCAGUUAUACCACCCAAAUCAUCAGCUACACGCGAAUCAUCAGCAACUCGUACCGCCAGCAUAAUUCCCGCAAAACCAUCAAACGUAUCGACAACAACAACAGCAACAACAACACAUCAUUUGGCAUCUUCAUAAAUUAAUUAAUAAAAUAUCAGAUUCAGGCCAUACUUCCUCUCCAUAUUCAUGUGGAAAUUUUUUUUGGAAGAUUUAUUUUUUUAAAUACCACACUCCAGUUCUAACAUUUACAUUUGAGUUUUUUGACAGUCCUGAAAAAGUCCGUUUUAUUGUGAACUUAUGCAUGUAUUCAUUAGGAUGAGAUAACUGAGGUCCGUUUCAUUGAGAUGAAUCUAGUUUACACUUAAGGACGAAUACAAAUAUUCAUCACAACAGUGAUUCAAAACUCUUCCAUUCAUUGUAUAUGUUCUUUACUGAUGUGAUCAACUUCAAUAGGUGAACAUAAUUCUUCUUAAUGACGAAAUUGUUUUAAAAAGUGAGUAAAAAUAUUAAUUCAAUGCAAUUUAGGUUACAAACACAUAUAUAUAUAAUUCAGCAACGAAUUGAUCGUAUUUAUCAUUAAUUGUAGGUCAAAUUACAAUAUAGCAAAUGUAUAGUGUAAAAAAAUGUACACAAAAAAAAUUUAAAGGCUGUGUUCAAUUACAUGAGUUUAUAUUGUGUUGAAUUUUAGUAAUUGUCUACUACCAACGAACGAGUUCAUCGAACUCUAUUAACUUCUAACGACAAUUUUUACGAAUACCAUUUAUAACUUGUUUCAGAAAUCAUUUGAAUAUUGAGUUUUAAAGUGUUUUUUCUGUUUUGUGCAUUUUUAUUUUUAAAAUAAUAUUUUUCAAAAUAUAUAUUUUUAUUUAAAUUAUAAAGAUAUACUUCUUUUUAUAAUAUAAACAUGUGCCACAAUAUAUAUUCGAACAGUCUCAAUCUCAUAUAUAUAUAAUUAAAGCAGUUGAGAAAUUAACUCUUUUAACGCCAUUACUCCAUGACUUGUCAUAUUUUUAUAAAUAAACAAUAAAAAAUAUAUAUGCAAGUUACAAAUAGUAUUCGUAUCUGAUAUUCACAACAAUAUUAUCUCAUGUAAUUUAACCCAUUCUCUUAUUUACCGACUUUUGUGUACGUGUACAUGAAAACUCGCACAUCUGUGUGAAAAUGCAAUUAUCAUUUCAAGUAAAAACAAGGGGAUGUUCACAAAUUACUGCGCUACUUUCUUUCAAUGUUUGAAAUAAAUACAUGGAAUCAAUAAAACUCA